CCCCCGGCCCGCCUCCUUAAAAUCUCCUACUCGUCCCCCGCCAAUCACCCCACGCAAUCCACACAUCUCAGCUGCUCGCCUCGGCUGCGCCGCCGCCAUCCAUCCUUCGCCCAACCGCCUGCCAUGGACCGCCGCCUCCGAGCCCUGCCGCGCGCCUCCGAGCGCCACCACCACUACCAGCAUCAGCGGUUCCUCCGGCCCGGCGCGCUCGCGCGGCUCCGGGACUCGAGGAUCGUGGCCCGCUCCGUCCGUUCGUCGGCGUGCCUCCUGCUCCCCCCGCGGUCCGCCUCUCCGUCCCCCGCGAGGCCGCCGGUCCUCGCCGGGGACGAGCAGCCCGCUGCGCCGCGCUUCCUGGGGACGACGAGCGGCUAUGGGCGGUACCCGCUCCGCAGGAGGGUCGUCGCCGCCAGGGGCGUGUCGUUCUUGCCUCCGCCGUCGCCGUAGCCUCACACGGAGGCGUUGUUGUCGGCGGAGCAUGCGCCGGCGCCGGAUCUCGUUUCUUGGCGCCGCGAUUAGUUGAGAAGUUGUGUCUAGAACUCUAGAUUUGUGUUUAGUUCAGUAUCAACUGUGCAGAUGUUUUGCAGUUUCUUGGUCUACUUAAAAAAAUUUGGAUUUGAGAAGGAAUAAUCACUCCGGAAUUUUGUUCAUGA
Molecule: messenger RNA, 650 nt
Organism: Sorghum bicolor (sorghum)
Lineage: Eukaryota; Viridiplantae; Streptophyta; Magnoliopsida; Poales; Poaceae
Exons: 1
Coding region: 124-444 (106 amino acids)
Source: RefSeq, a predicted model, not a curated record